Molecule: messenger RNA, 1709 nt
Organism: Helianthus annuus (common sunflower)
Lineage: Eukaryota; Viridiplantae; Streptophyta; Magnoliopsida; Asterales; Asteraceae
Product: FHA domain-containing protein DDL
Exons: 11
Coding region: 218-1417 (399 amino acids)
Cellular component (GO): nucleus
Molecular function (GO): mRNA binding; protein binding
Source: RefSeq, a predicted model, not a curated record
CCCAUAACGCUCCCCCAUUUUUCAAUCUUCACCAAAAACCAGAGCUCACGGUAUCCUCAACGACCACCCUUCAGUUCACUAUCGUUCACUCGCAUCUACGUUACCGUUAGGUUUCCGGUCACUCAUUCUACUCCGGCAGCCGUAGUAGCUACCGGAAUUUUAAAAACUUUCACCUCCUCUGCUUCAGGAAAUUCAACCUGCAAGUUGGAAAUAUCUCAUGGGGCGGGAUUCCUACGAUCGAUCAGAAUCUCCUGUUAGAAACCACAGGUCUUCACAUAGGAGCCCAUCCAGAAGAGAGAGAUCUCCUGCUCGACACAGAAACUCACACUCAACAAAAUCACCACCUAGAGAAAAGUCUUCAAGUCGCAACAAAUCCCCAAAACGCCCAAGGUCUCCUAUAGCUCAUUCACCACCGAGGCACAAACCUUCAAGCCACACAAAACCCUCCAAACACACAAGAUCAAGGUCUCCAUCAGACCGUUUACCUGCGAAAGAACCAGCUUUAAGAUCACCUAAAUCUCAAUCACCAUCACCGAGGAGUAAAAGAUUACGCAGAGAUCGAUCUGAUCAUAAAGAUGAUAAAUCAAGCGAAAGAGUACCUGAAAAGAAUCACAGAAAAACUGGGUCCCCUGAAUCUCGGUCCCCGUCUCCACGAACGAGAAGGUUGAGGAGAGCUCAAGCUGAUGCCGGUGAUAAAGUAAGUGACAGGGGUGCACGUAAGGAGAAGGAUGUUGAAAGAGAGAGAAGGGAUAGAAGUUCUGGAAGGGAUGCGGAUGAUGGUGGGUCCUACAAGUCAAGACAAGUGGAACAUCAUAGGACUCGACACAGAUCUCGCUCGCCUCCACGUGAUGAGGGAAAUAACUCAAGAGAAGAUCAUCGGAAUGGCGAUGAUGAUUCGGUUGCACGUAUGAAGGCAGCUGAAGAGGCUCUUGAAACCAAGGAAAAGCAAAAGCCUUCGUUUGAGUUGUCUGGAAAGCUUGCUGCUGAGACCAAUCGCGUCAAAGGUGUGACACUGCUGUUCACGGAGCCACCGGAUGCAAGGAAACCAGAUAUAAGAUGGAGACUUUAUGUUUUCAAGGGUGGUGAAGUGCUUAAUGAGCCAUUGUAUGUACAUCGGCAAACAUGCUAUCUAUUUGGGAGAGAAAGAAGGGUAGCAGACAUCCCAACAGAUCAUCCAUCAUGCAGCAAACAGCAUGCUGUUCUUCAAUACCGGCAAGUUGAGAAGGAGCUACCAGAUGGCAUGUUAGGGAAGGAAGUAAAGCCUUACAUAAUGGAUCUUGGAAGCACAAAUGGGACUUUCAUAAAUGAUAAUCGUAUUGAACCUGAACGCUAUUAUGAACUUAUGGAGAAAGACACUAUUAAGUUCGGUAAUAGUAGCCGAGAAUACGUACUUCUUCACGAGAAUUCAACUGGAUGAGGUUGAUAUUUCAGCAUGUUGGGAUAAAAUAUCAAUAUAUUUUGAUUUUAUUAUGCAUGGAGUUUGUUGAUGGUGAUGCAUCUAUCAUUUUUGUUGAAUUAGAAGACGAUGGAUUGCUUUACGGUUACCUCCUCUCGAAAGAUGAUGCCUUGGUCUUUUUGAGCACACCCAGUCACUGUAUCUCCCUUUGUAGACCUUUUGUUGAAAAUUAACGUUAGCUUAUGCUUAUUUUUUAACUUCUAAAUCUAUGUACUUGUGUUUGAUCUUUUGGUUACACAGUUUUUAAGUUUAA